This is a messenger RNA of Austrofundulus limnaeus, 1468 nucleotides long. RefSeq names its product zona pellucida sperm-binding protein 3. Lineage: Eukaryota; Metazoa; Chordata; Actinopteri; Cyprinodontiformes; Rivulidae. Gene Ontology annotation, cellular component: extracellular matrix. Gene Ontology annotation, biological process: binding of sperm to zona pellucida; egg coat formation; positive regulation of acrosome reaction. Gene Ontology annotation, molecular function: acrosin binding. The record is from RefSeq and is a predicted model, not a curated record.
AACUGAAUCAGAUGUUAGAGUCAGUUUGCUGCUCAUUAAUCAGACCUGAUGAGUCUCAGGUGAGCUGCUCUCCUGGUUCAGACUCAGAAAAGCUCAAACGAUGCCUCCUCUUCCUCUUUACUUCCUGUUUCCUUCUUGUUUUCUGUUUGGUUCAGUUUGGAGUUUUCAACACGGACCUGUAUUUGAGUCCGCCUCGGACUCCGUUGAAGAUGGAGUCCUCCCAGCGGCGGAAGAGGAUCAGACCGUGGUCGUGACGUGUCACCAGGACAGCGUGGAGGUGGUGGUGAGAGCCCACCUGCUGGACCCGGGCCUCGUGGGACUGGGGCUGGGUCCUGAUGGGGCAGGAGGGGGUCCCUGCACUGCCUGGCUGUCUGCAGAUGGACACCUCUCCAUCCGGGCUCCUCUGGUGGGCUGUGGGAGCAGAGUGAUGCUUUCAGACGGAGACCUGCUGUACUUCAACCUGCUGCUGCUGCUCCUCUCUGCACCUUCAGGCCAAGGCUCCAAGGUGGAGGCGGCUGCUGUCCCGGUGCUGUGUAAACGUAGAAGGAGGUUCAUGGUGAGCAGUGGAGCUCUGAGGCCCACRUGGACUCCUCUGGUCUCGGUCCACUCGGCUCGGCUCAGCCUGGACUUCACGCUCAGGUUGAUGACAGAUGAUUGGACCGAUGAGAGGAACUCUCCUGUUUACUUCAUGGACCAAACGGUCAACAUGCAGGCCUCCUUAGACCUUCGUCACCCUCCUCUUCGUCUGUUUGCUGACAGCUGUGUGGCCACGCUGACCCCUGCUGUGAACUCUCAGCCCAGAUAUCCCUUCAUAGACCACCAGGGAUGUUUCGUGGACUCCCUGCUGAGCGGCUCCGUCUCGCGUUUCCUGCCCCGAUUCCAGGACCAAGUCCUCCAGAUUCAACUCCAGCCUUUCCUCUUCUAUCAGGACCACAGACACGACAUCUACGUCACGUGUGUCCUGGAAGCUGAGCCCAUUUUGAAAACAGAGAAAAAAGCUUGUUCUUUUAUAAACGACAGCUGGAGGUCAGUGGACGGUGCCGACCAUGUGUGUGAGAGCUGCAGCAGGACUGAAACCAGCCACAAGAGUGCGCACAGGAGCCGCAGAGCACACAGGAAUAAAGAGCUGCACAGAGAAACCACUUUGGGUCCGAUCAUAGUUGUUCCAGAACGGACGGACGACAGAGAGGAUCGUGGGAAAUCUUACAGAGAACCAUAACUUUUUAAAAAAAUAUUAUUAAUUUGAAAACAAAAAGUGGGCAGAGAAAGGGAGUUAUGACAUUUUAGUGUUUAUUUGCAUUUGUAUGUGAAAUAUAAACUACUUUUACUUUAAUGUAUUUCAGUAGARCAGAGUGAUUUAUUUGUAUGAUCAGAUUAUUAUUUAACAGUUAAUGGAUAAAGGAUUUUCAGAUAUGUAGAAACACUCUUAUGACAGUGAAACUCUAGGUUUGAAAUGUAUUUUAUUUGU